Molecule: messenger RNA, 324 nt
Organism: Lactuca virosa
Lineage: Eukaryota; Viridiplantae; Streptophyta; Magnoliopsida; Asterales; Asteraceae
Source: the annotation of a GenBank genome assembly
AUGUCCACUGCCAUUAUGAGCGAUGCGAUGGUGAUGCCUGCGAUGCAAUCGCAGCUGGUGGGAAUACAUUUAGUAUCUCCGAAAGAAGUGGAGUUCGUGGAAUGUGAUUGUUGCGGAUUGAUAGAAGAGUGUACGAUGCAACACAUACAGAGGACUCAUGAAAGGUAUCAACGAAAUAGGAUAUGCGGAUUAUGUGGAGACGCGAAUUCUGAGAUCCUAAGGAACAAAAGGUUUUAUGAGAUCGUGAGGAACAACAGGUUGAUUAGUACUGAAGAGGCUAUAGCAUGCCACAUGAACUUAAGUAUUGAAGUGGCAAAGAGAUAG